This is a messenger RNA of Arvicola amphibius (Eurasian water vole), 5262 nucleotides long. RefSeq names its product ataxin 1 (gene Atxn1). Gene Ontology annotation, cellular component: nucleus. Gene Ontology annotation, biological process: nervous system development; negative regulation of transcription by RNA polymerase II. The transcript is spliced from 8 exons. The record is from RefSeq and is a predicted model, not a curated record. Gene Ontology annotation, molecular function: RNA binding; protein binding. NCBI's taxonomy places the organism in Eukaryota, Metazoa, Chordata, Mammalia, Rodentia, Cricetidae. Bases 930 to 3305 code for a protein of 791 amino acids.
GAGAAAGCAGAGUAUACCGCAGACAUCAUUUCUACUACAGUGGCGGAGCCGUACAGGACCUGUUUCACUGCAGGGGGAUCCAAAACAAGCCCUGUGGAGCCGCAGCUAGAGCUACAGCAGCCGCAGGACACUGUGUCUCUCCCUCUGUCCCCCCUUCCCCACGCAACCCCAGAUCCAUUUACACUUUACAAAGCAUUGUGUGCCCCGAAACAAGUCAUCAGGGCAGUCCAUUCAAGCUGCAGAUCUGUCUGCCAUCCUUGUCCAAGAGUCUCCUCAUCCUCCCACAUCACCUCCUUCUGCAGGGAAUGCAUCCAGUGUCAGCUGCAGCACACUGGAGGAGCAUGAAAGAAUCUGUGUAGAAGCUUCACAAGUAGGGUUCCUCUAGACCCUGAGCAAACCAGAGUGGACUCCAGCCUGCGCAAAUGAGCUUGAAACAGGAAUGGUUUGGGGUUCAGGCCUCUUACACUGAAUUUCUCUACUGCCACUCUUUCUACUCAAGCCAACUCUUCCAGGAAAGACCUGCUGGGAAGGGAGCGGCCGCCUGUGGCUUUGCACUGUGAUGAAAGCAAACGGUACAGUUUUCCAAAGAAAUUAGACCAAAACUUUCUUCUUGAGAAGAAACCAACCUGCUGUUGGCAGAGGGUAUUUCUCAUCUUCUCUGUGAAAGGAAGAAAGACAACACCAGAACCUGUGGCCCAGUAGCCGAGGGACGUUUCCAUGGUGAAGUCUCGGGGAGGCUUCCUGGGAGCAGAGCACAGUGAAUGCUAAUCCAGAGCUGCUACUGCCAGCUGAGCGAACCCACGGGGAGAUGAUUCCUCAUGAAGGGCCUGGAUCCCCUACAGAAAUCCCAUGUGACUCUCUGUUUAUCAGACUGAAAUCCGAGCCAGCCAGCCAGUGAAACAGCCACCGUGGAGGGGGGACGGCGAAAAAUGAAAUCCAACCAAGAGCGGAGCAAUGAAUGCCUGCCUCCCAAGAAACGUGAGAUCCCCGCCACCAGCCGGCCCUCUGAGGAGAAGGUCACCGCUCUGCCCAGCGACAACCACUGCGUGGAGGGUGUGGCAUGGCUCCCCAGCACCCCUGGCAGCCGCGGCCACGGGGGCGGGCGGCAUGGGCCAGCAGGGACUUCCGGGGAGCUUGGUUUACAAGGAAUGGGUUUACAUAAAGCACUGUCCGCAGGGUUGGACUACUCCCCACCCAGUGCCCCCAGGUCAGUCCCCACAGCCACCACGCUGCCCACGGUGUACCCUCCUCCUCAGUCGGGGACCCCGGUGUCUCCCGUGCAGUAUGCCCACCUGUCACACACCUUCCAGUUCAUUGGCUCCUCCCAAUACAGUGGGCCCUAUGCUGGUUUUAUCCCUUCUCAGCUAAUCUCCCCAUCAGGCAACCCGGUCACCAGUGCAGUGGCCUCAGCUGCGGGGGCCACCACUCCAUCACAGCGCUCCCAGCUGGAGGCCUAUUCCACCCUGCUGGCCAACAUGGGCAGUCUGAGCCAGGCACCAGGACAUAAGGUUGAGCCCCCACCGCAGCAGCACCUCAGCAGGGCUGCUGCGGGGCUAGUCACCCCGGGGUCCCCUCCACCCACCCAGCAGAACCAGUACAUUCACAUUUCCAGCCCUCCGCAGAGCUCUGGGCGGGCAGCAUCUCCUCCCCCCAUUCCGGUCCACCUCCAUCCCCAUCAGUCGAUGAUCCCGCACACACUCACCCUGGGGCCCUCAUCCCAGGUGGUCGUUCAGUACAGCGACGCUGGAGGUCACUUUGUUCCUAGAGAGUCCACCAAAAAAGCAGAAAGCAGCAGGUUGCAGCAGGCUAUGCAGGUCAAGGAGGUCCUGAAUGGGGAGAUGGAGAAGAGUCGGAGGUAUGGGGCACCAACCUCUGUGGAGCUGAGCCUCGGCAAGGCAAGCGGCAAGUCAGUGCCUCAUCCCUAUGAGUCCCGGCACGUGGUAGUCCACCCGAGCCCAUCCGACUACAGCAGUCGUGAUACCUCUGGGGUCCGUGGAUCUGUGAUGGUCCUGCCCAACAGCAACACACCCUCAGCCGACCUGGAGACACAGCAGGCCACACAUCGAGAGGCCUCCCCAUCCACCCUCAACGACAAGAGCGGCCUGCAUUUAGGGAAGGCCAGCCACAGGUCCUAUGCUCUGUCCCCACACACGGUCAUUCAGACCACACACAGUGCGUCAGAGCCUCUCCCGGUGGGCCUACCAGCCACGGCCUUCUAUGCUGGGACUCAACCUCCUGUCAUCGGCUACCUGAGUGGCCAGCAGCAAGCAAUUACCUAUGCCGGCAGCCUGCCUCAGCACCUGGUGAUCCCAGGCACCCAGCCUCUGCUCAUCCCAGUGGGCAGCCCUGACAUGGACACACCUGGGGCAGCCUCGGCCAUAGUCACAUCGUCGCCCCAGUUUGCUGCAGUGCCUCACACGUUCGUCACCACCGCCCUGCCCAAGAGUGAGAACUUCAACCCCGAGGCCCUGGUCACCCAGGCCGCCUACCCAGCCAUGGUGCAGGCCCAGAUCCACCUGCCGGUGGUGCAGUCAGUGGCGUCCCCUGCCACGGCGCCACCCACGCUGCCACCGUAUUUCAUGAAAGGCUCGAUCAUCCAGCUGGCCAAUGGGGAGCUGAAAAAGGUAGAGGACCUCAAGACAGAGGACUUCAUCCAGAGUGCAGAGAUUAGCAGUGACCUCAAGAUUGACUCCAGCACGGUGGAGAGGAUUGAGGAGAGUCACAGUCCCGGUGUGGCCGUGAUACAAUUUGCUGUUGGUGAACAUCGAGCCCAGGUCAGUGUUGAAGUUUUGGUAGAGUAUCCUUUUUUUGUGUUUGGACAGGGCUGGUCGUCCUGCUGUCCUGAGCGAACCAGCCAGCUCUUCGAUCUGCCGUGCUCCAAACUCUCCGUUGGGGAUGUCUGCAUCUCGCUCACCCUCAAGAACCUGAAGAAUGGCUCUGUUAAAAAGGGCCAGCCUGUGGACCCUGCCAGUGUCCUGCUGAAGCACGCAAAGACAGACAGUCUGGCUGGCAGCAGACACAGAUAUGCUGAGCAAGAAAACGGAAUCAACCAGGGAGGCACCCAGGUGCUCUCUGAGAAUGGUGAACUGAAGUUUCCAGAAAAGAUUGGAUUGCCUGCAGCACCCUUCGUCACCAAAAUAGAACGGAGCAAGCCCACAGCCACAAGGAAGAGGAGGUGGUCAGCCCCGGAGACCCGCAAACUGGAGAAGUCGGAGGACGAGCCACCUUUGACUCUUCCCAAGCCUUCGCUCAUUCCUCAGGAGGUUAAAAUCUGCAUCGAAGGCCGAUCUAACGUGGGCAAGUAGAGACCGUGCUGGCAGCGGAGGCCUGGGCCUCCCUUGCUGUCUGUAUCCCAAUUACUGUACUGUAGGCUAAAUAACACAGUAUUUACAUGUUAUCCUAUUACUUUAGGUUUGUGUUCUAACUUUGUCAUUAGAGUCACACAGGUGUGUCGCAGGAGACUGGUGCAUUUGCAUUGUCUGCGAGUGUCUGUUGAAGAGCUGGCGGGGUGAAGGGUGGUCAGAACCAUGGCCAUGGAGCUUCUGGGCAUCCUAGGUGGCCCUGAAUGUGGCUUGAUCAGUACCUGCCUUCUCCAGCAGCACAGAGCCAAGGGGCAUCAGUUCUCACUGCUUUCACGAGCAAAUUCAGUGGGAAGUAACCUGCAAGGGUGUCUGGGUGUGUCCCUGUGAAGGGGUGCAUGGGUACCAUGGUGGCGAGUGACGGUCUCUUUUUCUCUGCCUCCCUCUCCCAUGCUUGUUCACUCUCGGCAUGGGAUUGGGGGACCUGGGUUUCCUACAUGUAAAGUCAUCCUCAGGAACCCAGCUUCAGGGCAUCAUGGGGAGGUGUCAGAUGACAGAUAGGAAACUAGUUUCAAAGAACAUGGUUCUCUCCAACAUAUUUUACAAUAAAAAGCAACUUUUAAUCAUAUAUAUAUAUAUAUCCCCCCAUGGGGCCUGACUGCACUGAGAUUUAUUUUUUUUAAAAGCAGCUGCCACGCGUGGGAUUUCAUUUCUGCUUUACCAGUCCAGUGACUCAGUGACGUCACCAGGUGUCAUGGUGGGCAGGGAAGUCCUUGCUCAGGUCACCCCUGGUAAGGGGGGUGGCAGUGGGGCUGGGGGACAGGAGUACCCCACACUGGUUUCUGUGCAGUGUUAGGAAAACCAAUCAGGUUAUUUGCAUUGACUUUUGCUCCCAGGAAGAAAAUGCGAGCUCCCUUCCGGAGAGAGCCAGGCAGCUCUUGGAGCUGAGCCGGCAGCUUCUUCUCCGUCUUUUUAGGUCUAGUACUGUUUUCUAGUUCAUGACUAUGGACAACUCCGGUGCCACUUUCUUUUUUUCUCAAUCCCAGUGUGACGUGGAGAAUUAGAUCUGGAAGACGCACACCUGUUACUCGUCUUCAGCUGUCAAAAGUGCUGUGCAGACUUUUCUUACCCAAACACCUUGGUCUGUCAGUCAACGAGAGUACUGUAUCUAACUUGAAACUCUUUGGCAAGAAAAGGCAAACCUAAGUUGCUUUUGAUUUUUUUUUUUCAACACUGUAACUACUUUUCAGCUCUGCAGGACUGCUCACGAGCCAGAAAAGCUCCAGGCUGGUAUAAAGGGAUGAAUGUGAAUUAUGAACUAGUACGUGACAGUAGAGGACCACCAAGGACGACCGCAGGCACUUGUCACUUUGGUGUUGGAGAAAGAGCUAAAGGCACAUGCAGAGUUGGCAGAGAAACUGGGAAAACACAGGGAGGAAAAAGACACUCGUUUUUGUCCAGUGUUUUGAGGGUGAGCUCCUAAAGAACUUUGCGAUUUGCACAUCUUGAGAUUUUAGUUUGUGUGAUAUUCCUGCAGUUUUUAUCCAAUAACGUUGUGGGAAAGGUUGGGGGGGUGUCAAACGAGCAUAAAUAAAUGUAGCAAAAUUACUUUCUAACCUGCCUAGACCCUAGGCCAUUCUUAGAAGGUUCUGUUCCUUUCAGGGUCAUUUUGUCACCUGCCACAUCUGUCAUGAGAAGCCAGGUCUGAGAGUUUUUUUCAGAAUCACUGAGAGUUUCCCAUAUAGACAUUUUAUAUAUAUGAGCAAGUGGGUUUUUUAUUUGUUUGUUUCUGGGGGAAAAAGUGUUAAUAUUAUUUUUCAGAAUGAUUUUCUUUUCUAUUUGAAAUCAAACCAAGAUUUAAUGUUUGGUACAAAAACCCAGAAAGGGUGUUUCAUGAAGUCACAAGUUUUCAUUCCCAGAGAUCAAAAUAUCAUUUGCAGGUUCUGAGUGUGUCUUAAAGUGC